AUGUUUCGGACCGGAAUUCGUCGAUGCGGCGCCUUGGCCCGCGUUGCGACGACCAGCACCAAGCUGCUGAGCGCCCGCGCAGCCUUCCCGGCCUCCUUCUCUGGAGCCGCAUCUGUGUCUCGAUCAGUUGCGCCUCUGAAGAGCUUUGCGCAGUUCAACCGCCUGUACAGCGCCGAUGCUGCUGUCGCGGAGGAAAACACUCCCGAAAAUGCUGCCCCCGUCGGCGAGAUCACCUCGUUCCGGGACCUGGAGGCGAUUGGUGUUCAUCGCAACUUGCUGGACGCAAUCACUCAGGAUAUGCGAUAUGAUACUAUGACGCCUGUCCAGGCGAAGACGAUCACUCCUGCGCUCAAGGGAACUGACAUUGUUGCUCAAGCCAAGACCGGCACAGGAAAGACGAUUGCCUUCCUGCUCCCUCUCCUACAACGCAUGAUCGCAGAAGACCCAACUCUGGCCACCCGAAAGGCGUCCCGGACCGCCAGAUCGGACGACAUCCGCGGUAUCGUGCUGUCGCCCACCCGUGAGCUUGCCGAGCAGAUCGCCACCGAGGCGAGGCGACUUUGCAGGCGCACCGGCUUGGUCGUGCAGUCUGCCGUCGGCGGUACUCAGAAGUCUGCCAUGCUGCGCCAGACACAGCGCCAGGGAUGCCACCUCCUGGUCGCCACCCCGGGCCGCUUGAACGACCUCCUCGAGGAUCCCAACAGUGGUAUCGACGCCCCUAAGCUGGCGGCGCUGGUAUUGGACGAGGCCGACCGGAUGCUUGACGUCGGUUUUGAGAAGGAGCUCAACGCCAUUCAGAGCUACCUGCCCAAGGACAAGGUCAGACAGACGAUCCUGGUCUCUGCGACCAUCCCCGAUAAUGUCAUCCAGCUUGCUCGCAAGAUGGUUCGCCCUCACGAUUUCGAAUUUGUCCAGACGAUUCCCGAGAACGACACCCUCACCCACGACAGAAUCCCCCAGCACGUUGUCACCGUCUCGAGCUGGGCUAAUGUGUUCCCUUCGCUGUUUGAGCUGGUCGACCGUGAGGUUGCGGCUGCCAAGGAGGAUCCCACUGUCCCUCCUUUCAAGGCCAUCGUCUACUUUAACACAACUUCCAUGGUGGAGCUUGCCGGCGAGCUGGGUUACCAGCGCAGGCAGAGCGGCCAGCUGAGGAUUCCCACAUUCGCCAUCCAGUCUCAGCUCAGCCAGCAGCAGCGGACAAAGGCCGCCGAUAUGUUCAGGAACUCCAGGAGCGGUAUUCUCUUCUCGUCCGACGUCACCGCCCGUGGCAUGGACUUCCCCAACGUCACCCACGUUAUCCAGGUUGAUGCUCCCAGGGAGCGCGAAUCCUACAUCCACAGACUUGGUCGUACCGGUCGACAGGACAAGGGUGGUGAGGGCUGGCUCUUCAUCCCCCCCAUGUCGGCAAACCCUGCUCGAAAGCUGCUGCGAGGCCUUCCCCUGAAGCCCAACAAGACCCUUGAGAGCGCCGAGGUCGACCUCAACGCAGUGGAGGAGCUGCCCGCCUACCAUGAGGAGACGAAGACCCUCAUCCAGGCCAUCCCCAGGAAGAUGCUGGCUGGCGCGUACACCUCACUAUUUGGCGGACAGGUCUCGGACAGAGAACAUCUUGUUGAGGACUUGAACGACUGGGCUGUCAAGGGCUGGGGCUGGCCAGAGCCUCCUGCGGUCUCAUCCAGCUGGGCGAGGAACCAGGGCCUCAUGAACGCCGGACUCAACAUCCAGGACGGCCACCAUGAGCGGAUGCACCGGGAUGAGAGGCGAGGCGGCGACCGUUUCGGCGACCGUCGCGGAGACCGUCGUGGCGGCGGCCGCUUCGAUCGCCGUGGUGGUGGUGCGUCUCAAGACCCAUUCAGCGAGAUGAAGCAGCGUGCGCGACGUGAUGGACCGCCGCAGCAGCACUCCAGGGGUCGCGGCCGACGAGGCGGAGGCUUCGAGUCCUCAUGGUAA
Molecule: messenger RNA, 1950 nt
Organism: Trichoderma citrinoviride
Lineage: Eukaryota; Fungi; Ascomycota; Sordariomycetes; Hypocreales; Hypocreaceae
Product: DEAD-domain-containing protein
Exons: 2
Coding region: 1-1950 (649 amino acids)
Cellular component (GO): mitochondrion
Molecular function (GO): nucleic acid binding; ATP binding
Source: RefSeq, a predicted model, not a curated record